UAUGAUCCCCCAUGCCCCAAACCUUUCCACACUAAACACACCCAUACACACAGACUCGCAUAGACCCAACAAUGCAGCUUCACCUUUCCACCCCGUAAAGCUCCCUCGGCACCUCUAUCCCACUAAGCAGCAAAAAGAGAAGAGGGAAAGGAGGCAAGCAAAGCCAAGGCGAGUGCUUCGAUUCGUUUAGUGUGGUGGUGAGGUUAGCUAGGCUGGGAAUUAAGCCCUUAAAAGAAGCAACUCCGGUCCCUAACGCCUAUGGCACUGGUCAAGAGCCACCACCAAAUGCUGGCCUCCUCCUCCACCUGCUCGUCCUCCCCCUCGGCAUCUCUGCAGCGGCAGCCGCCGGCGCCUCCCCCGUCCUCGUCCACCUCCUGCCUCGCCGACCAGCCGUCCCCCGCCAAGCGCAAGAGGCGCCCGCCCGGCACACCGGACCCUGAUGCGGAGGUGGUGGCGCUGGCGCCGCGGACGCUGCUGGAGUCGGACCGGUACUUGUGCGAGAUCUGCGGGCAGGGGUUCCAGCGGGAGCAGAACCUGCAGAUGCACCGGCGGCGGCACAAGGUGCCGUGGCGGCUGGUGAAGCGGGCGGCUGGCGGGGAGGAUGGCACGGGCGCGGGAGGGAACGGAGGCGGAGGCGGCGGGGCGGCUGGGGCACGGAAGCGGGUGUUCGUGUGCCCGGAGCCAAGCUGCCUCCACCACGACCCGGCGCACGCGCUGGGCGACCUGGUGGGCAUCAAGAAGCACUUCCGGCGCAAGCACGGCGGGCGGCGGCAGUGGGUCUGCGCCCGCUGCGCCAAGGGCUACGCCGUGCAGUCCGACUACAAGGCGCACCUCAAGACCUGCGGCACCCGCGGGCACUCCUGCGACUGCGGCCGCGUCUUCUCGCGGGUGGAAAGCUUCAUAGAGCACCAGGAUGCCUGCAACUCCGUCCGGAUGCGCGGCGAGGUGGUGCCCGUACCGUCGACGCUCCCGGUCAUCCGUCCGGCGCCCGCUCCGAGGCCUCCGCCUGCGGUGGUGCCGCCGCAGCCACCACCGCCGGAGCUCCAGCUCCUCCCUGCCUCCACGACAGCGCCGUUGACCGCCACGACUGCAUUUUCCACGAUCACGACCACAUCCCAUGAACCCCAUGCAACGACGACGAAGCUACAGCUCUCCAUCGGGCCCAUCGCGGCCUCCAACGGCAUUGCCGCCGCCGCCGCCGCCACAGCGGUCGACGAGGAGAUGGAGCAGGCGAUGGAGGAGAAGGCCGCGGCGGACGCGGCGCGGGAGCGGGCGCGCGUGGAGGCCGCGGCGGCGGAGCGCGCGCUGGAGGAGGCUCGCCGCGCGCGGCAGCGGGCCCGGGCCGAGCUCGAGAAGGCGUGCGCGCUGCGCGACCACGCCGCGCGGCUGCUGGCGCAGGUCACCUGCCACGCGUGCCGGCAGCGGUCGCUCGCGAUUUCACUGGCCGUCGCGGCGGGCGGCGAGGGCCACGGCGGCCCGGCAGUGGCCUGCGACCCCAUGAGGGGAGGAGGCGUAGGAGCAGGAAUCUAGUCCGUGCAUGCGCAGCAAGAGCACGACUUUGAGUUUAUGUACGUAGUUUCGUAGGCCAUUUCGAUCGGUGAUGUCGUGUCGUCUGGCGGUUCAGAUAGAAAUGUUUCUGCAUGAAUUCACUGUACUGCACGCAGUGACGCACCCCGUUGGAUUUUAGGGUGCUACUUGCUACUUUGGCAUGGUAAAGCUGCGGGACGUCAACCCCUUAGGUUC
This is a messenger RNA of Phragmites australis (common reed), 1743 nucleotides long. Its product is annotated as protein indeterminate-domain 16-like. Gene Ontology annotation, molecular function: DNA-binding transcription factor activity. Bases 259 to 1530 code for a protein of 423 amino acids. Gene Ontology annotation, cellular component: nucleus. The record is from RefSeq and is a predicted model, not a curated record. The transcript is spliced from 3 exons. NCBI's taxonomy places the organism in Eukaryota, Viridiplantae, Streptophyta, Magnoliopsida, Poales, Poaceae.